AACUGCACAACAGAUAAUUCAACAACGUACAGAGAUUGGGAGAGGACAAAAGUCCCCUACUUAUCAUACACAUGAAAGCAUUUCAAGCUUCAGGAGUUCUCUUGAUACUUUGAAUUUGCUCUCAUGUUUGCAACGACAAGACAAUCAAUAUCAACUUUCACUAAUUCUUCUAGGAAUCCAACCCAAAAUCCACGACUCAUUCAUACCCAUCCUUGAGUACAUAUACGGACAUUCGUGCAUGUCGCAGUCUAUUGUGCUGAGUUGUUUUGAUCUUUGUUUGCCACGGGAGCAUUAUCAAAAAUGGAUUCGCCAGCAGAAGAUGUGGUUGAUUCGCGAUCGAAUGUGGUUGGAAGGAAACGCGCUUUACACACAUCCUCGGACCAAGGUACACAAAUCGUCUCAAUUGAUUCUUCUUCCGACGAAUCUGAGGGACAACCUCGAAAGAGGGCAAAGCAAUCUCCCACCGAAUCCGCCAGAGUUGAGAUCAAUCUCACAUCCUCGCCGAUGCAAAAGGACUCGGCAGCAGGAGCUGUUAAGCCUGGAGCAAAUAUUGCACAACCGGUGGCUUGGAAUCAAGGCGUACAGAGCGGGUUACGAACAUCCUUCAAAAGCAAGAAACCGGCGUUGCCCCAGAAUCCCCCCUUGAAAGAGACAGAGCAAGACCCAAAUAAUAAUGGACAAGGUCUUGUCAGCCCACAGGGUAUCGAGGCUAAUCCUAACACUGUUGGGAAAUUCAAAGGAAAAUCUAAUCAGAGGCCGAUCUUGACCAGAAAACAACUAAGUAAGCUAUCAGAAGAAAGACAGCUGGUUUUGAUGACAGCUUAUACCCAGGAUGUUUCUGCUCUAAUAGAUCUUUAUGGCUGGCCAGUGCCGGAAGCAUCUCAACAGAGCUGCUUGAAGUAUAUUGAAGAUGGAUUGACCUUUUAUCCCACUCCGAUAAAGAAGGAUCAGCCCGUAGGAUACUACUCGUACGGCGGUGGUGAUGUCCAGCUGCGAGAAUUGCUUAAUGCAGAAGGCAAACCAAUCAUGAUUGAACAUAUCACUUAUUCUGAUGUCCUUUGUGCGCUCGUGGUAAACAACGAGUUCUUCAAAAGUGGAUUGUCAGACAAACGUGCCAAGGCCGCCUUCAAAGCUUAUAUGAGACAUUUCUACAAUCACGUUCCGCAAAGGGAACUUUUUACAACUUCUCUCGUGGAGAAAGCCCCCUUUUUCAUGGAUGUCCUCAAGAACUCUAGACCGCCUUCAAAAGGGAAUGUCAAGCCCACGCCCGAAGAACCCUCCAAGAAGAGUGGCGAUUCGAGCAACCAGAAAGUUACCCAAGCCCCGGCAGCUCAAGUCCCUGUGAUCAUCGAUUCUGAACCAAACACUGCUCCGGCCAAAACUUUCAGUAGAGUUACUCCACCCGACUUAACCUGCGCGGUUGAUCAUUAUGACGCGAAUGCCGCUCCUGCAAUUAACAAUAAAGAUGUAGUCGAAGAUGAGGCUCCCAUGGAACAGAACAAUGCCGUGGCCGCCAAUCCUACAACAGAAUCCAAUGGCAAGUUGACCGCGCGGAUUACUCCAACUCCGGUUACGGACAUUAACGACCCGACCCGAGAUCGUAGGAUUCUUGCUGAAGCUGCUACAGUUCAGAUGAAUCAUGGUUCCUCUGAGUCUGUAGUUGGAAGUGAUAUGGAGCCCCCUCUAGUCGACCUUGCCGUUGAGAUUGAUUAUGGCCAGGGCUCUAGUGCCUCGUGCGAAAGGGUUCCAAGUCCAAAGUCAACUCCAGAAGACCGUGCUGCAAUUCUGAAAUACUUUCCAACCACUGAUGGCAUCAUUCUCAGAAGAUGUUUGGUCUGCGGCUCCAGUGGCCACGAUCGAGCUCUAUGCCCUGACAGCGCGUGUUCUUCUUGUGGCAGCACGGGUGAUCAUCUGACUCCAGCUUGCCCUCGUACUUCGGUAUGUGGUAAGUGUAGAGGAGUGGGUCAUCUGACGUCGCAUUGCCCCGAAAAACUACGUGCUGCCAAGGAAGAUGUCAAAUGUAUAAUAUGUCAAUCUUCAAGCCAUCUUGAAAAUCAAUGCCAUUUAAUUUGGAGAAGUUUUCUUCCUGGCACCGAGGAAAUCAAGAAGGUUCGAAGCAUAUCAGUAUAUUGCUACUUUUGUGGUCGUACAGGUCACUUUGGCCCUGAAUGUGGACUACAUCAUGGAGAACCAGCUUCUGGUGGAAUAUCUUGGUCAAGUAGUAACUUGGAAAAGUAUCUCGAUGAUGCUACUAGUCAUGAUUCUACGUCUUUAGGAGGUAAUGAUCAUUCAAUUCCGAGUCGUGGGAAGAAGGGCUUCACCAUCAAAGGAAAAGCCAAUGAUCCUAUCGAGCUGGACGAUAGUGAUGAUGACGAAGGUUUCAUCCAUCCUAAAGUCAACAUGGGUUCCAAAAACGGUCAGAUUCAAUUCUCUCAAGUUGGCGCAAUGCAAUCUUUCAAUCAAGAGCCCCCUUUCCAGUUCCAGGGUAAUGCCCGUGGCAACCCAAAUAGUAGAGCAUCUAGUGGAAACCGAGGUGGACGUGGUGGCCGUGGAGGCGGCGGUAGUAAUGGAGACAAAAAGAAGUCGAAGCAAAAAAAUGGAAACAGCCCUCCAAGAGGUGGUGGUUCAGAUCGUAAAAAAGCCUAUCGCGGUAGAGGUGGGAGUGGAGCUGCUCGAGGAGCUCCCCGUGGUCGUCGCUGAUGACCUCUUGGGGAGUUGUUGCUAAGAUGUCAAUCUGGUGUCGAUCUGGGAUGUCUUUACAAAGUAUGUGAUGCUACUGUGAUAAAGCUCAUGCUAUAUUACAGGAUCAUAUGUACGUUGUAGCACAUCCCAGCCUGACAUCUUUUGACACGUAUACCGAAAUCCUCGAGAUCUCAUCGUCAUGGUCCUUCACGCCACAAUCGUAAAAUGAAUGACAUUUGGUAUCGUAUAUGAUUUCUUAAAGCAUAAUUUGGCGCUGGGGGCUUUAGACUAUAAAGUCGAAUGUGUGAAUAGCUUGCG
Sclerotinia trifoliorum is the source of this 3000-nucleotide messenger RNA. The record is from the annotation of a GenBank genome assembly. NCBI's taxonomy places the organism in Eukaryota, Fungi, Ascomycota, Leotiomycetes, Helotiales, Sclerotiniaceae.